CUAGUGAAGGGCAAAGGUCAGAAAAAACAACAAAAACUAAAACGAAAAGAAAUCAUGUGGAGAUUGAAGAUUGCAGAAGGUGACGGAAAUAACCCUUAUUUGUAUAGCACCAACAACUUUGUGGGGAGGCAAAUCUGGGAAUUCGAUGCCGAUGCUGGAACUCCUGAAGAAUUGGAGGAAGUCGAAAAUGCCCGUCUCCGGUUCUGGAACAACCGCCACCAUGUUAAGCCCAACAGCGACCUCCUUUGGCGCAUGCAGUUUCUAAGAGAGAAGAAAUUCCAGCAGACAAUAGCCCAGGUGAAGGUUGAAGAUGGCCAAGAAAUCACUCAUGAGAUUGCCACUGUUACAUUACGCAGGGCAGUUCAUUUCUUUUCUGCUUUGCAGGCUGAUGAUGGCCAUUGGCCAGCUGAAAACGCCGGCCCUUUGUUCUUCCUACCACCCCUGGUCAUGUGUUUGUAUAUUACAGGGCACCUGAACACAAUAUUCUCCACAGAGCAUAGAAAAGAAAUUCUCCGCUACAUUUACUGUCAUCAGAAUGAAGACGGUGGAUGGGGAUUUCACAUUGAAGGUCACAGCACAAUGUUCUGCACAGCCCUGAGUUAUAUCUGUAUGCGUCUUCUCGGCGAAGGACCCGAUGGCGGUCAGAAUCAUUCAUGUUCCAGAGCUCGAAAAUGGAUUUUAGACCAUGGAAGUGUCACAGCAAUACCUUCUUGGGGAAAGACUUGGCUUUCGAUUAUUGGAUUAUAUGAUUGGUCCGGAACCAAUCCAAUGCCCCCUGAAUUCUGGAUUCUACCUUCCUUUCUUCCUAUGCAUCCAGCAAAAAUAUGGUGCUAUUGUAGAAUGGUAUACAUGCCAAUGUCGUAUUUGUAUGGUAAAAGAUUUGUCGCACCAAUUACACCCUUAAUUUUACAACUAAGAGAAGAGUUGUAUGCUGAACCUUUUGAACAAAUAAAUUGGACCCAAGUUCGACAUUUGUGCGCCAAGGAGGACUUAUACUACCCUCAUCCAUGGAUACAAGAUUUCUUGUGGGAUAUUCUCUAUUUUUGCACAGAGCCUCUUCUGAAUAGAUGGCCUUUCAAUAAGCUGAUCAGACAGAGAGCUCUGCAGACUACCAUGAAACAUAUACAUUAUGAAGAUGAAAAUAGUCGAUAUAUCACCAUUGGGUGUGUCGAAAAGGUUUUAUGUAUGCUUGCUUGUUGGGUUGAGGACCCGAAUGGAGAUUAUUUUAAGAAACAUCUUGCAAGGAUUCCUGACUACCUCUGGGUGGCUGAAGAUGGAAUGAAGAUGCAGAGUUUUGGCAGCCAGCAGUGGGAUACAGGCUUUGCAAUUCAGGCACUUAUUGCUAGUGAUUUGACAGAUGAAAUAGGGGGCACACUCAAUAAAGCACAUGAUUUUGUGAAAAAGUCUCAGGUCAGGGAGAAUCCUUCUGGCGACUUUCGAAGCAUGUACCGCCAUAUUUCUAAGGGAUCCUGGACUUUCUCAGACCAAGAUCAUGGAUGGCAAGUUUCUGAUUGCACUGCUGAAGGACUAAAGUGUUGUCUCCUUUUCUCUUUGCUGCCUCCUGAAAUUGUUGGAGAAAAGUUGGAGCCUGAAAGACUCUAUGAUGCCGUUAAUAUUCUACUGUAUUUACAGAGGAAAAAUGGAGGUUUAGGAGCAUGGGAGCCUGAAGGAGGAGGACAUAAAUGGUUAGAGCUGCUUAAUCCGACUGAGUUCUUUGAGGACACUGUUAUUGAGCAAGAGUUUGUUGAGUGUACCUCGUCCGCAAUCCAAGCUCUUGUGCUGUUCAGAUGCUUGUACCCGGGUCAUCGUACGAAAGAGAUUGAGAACUUCAUAAAAAAUGCUGCUAAGUUCAUUGAAGGCGUACAAAUGCCGGAUGGAUCAUGGUAUGGAAAUUGGGGUGUUUGCUUCACAUAUGGCACAUGGUUUGCUCUUGGUGGGCUUGCAGCAGCUGGGAAGACCUACAACAAUUGCUCAGCUGUUCGUAAAGCCGUUGAUUUCCUACUGAAAUCGCAAAGCCAUGAUGGUGGUUGGGGAGAAAGCUUCCGCUCCUGCCCUGAGAAGAAAUAUGUUCCAUUAGAAGGAGGAAGAUCAAACUUGGUUCAUACUGCCUGGGCUUUGAUGGGACUGAUUCACUCUGGCCAAGGAGAAAGAGAUCCUGAGCCUCUCCACCGAGCAGCAAAGUUAUUGGUCAAUUCUCAGAUGGAAAAUGGAGAUUUCCCUCAACAGGUAUGAAUUGGAACAAAAGAUCAGAGUAUGAAAACAAACAAUAAUCAAAUAUUUCGAAUGUUGAAGAUUGCAUUUGAUGAAUGAAUAUCUUUUAGUUGAUUGAUUGAAAGUUUUUGCUUUGCAGGAAAUUACAGGGGCUUUCCAAAAGAACUGCAUGUUACAUUAUGCAGUAUACAGAAACAUAUAUCCAUUGUGGGCUUUAGCAGAAUACCGCAAGAAGGUGCUACUACUAACAAGGGACUAAACACUUCCAAAAUCAAUGAAGACUUCCCAUCAAGAAGACAAAAAGAGAACUAAACUGAAAUAUAGAGAAAUUUCUCUUAUUAAUUUGAGAAAGUUAUUUAAUCAUUCAACAGAAAUAAUUAUUUUUUGGGAGGAAAGGUCUUUUUUUUUUAUAAUGAAAGAUUCAUGUUGUGAAUAUUGAACCUGUAAAAGAAAGUGGCCAGUUAAACAAAG
Oldenlandia corymbosa var. corymbosa is the source of this 2682-nucleotide messenger RNA. The record is from the annotation of a GenBank genome assembly. NCBI's taxonomy places the organism in Eukaryota, Viridiplantae, Streptophyta, Magnoliopsida, Gentianales, Rubiaceae.